Molecule: messenger RNA, 1324 nt
Organism: Brassica napus (rape)
Lineage: Eukaryota; Viridiplantae; Streptophyta; Magnoliopsida; Brassicales; Brassicaceae
Product: ethylene-responsive transcription factor ERF114
Exons: 2
Coding region: 540-1220 (226 amino acids)
Biological process (GO): regulation of DNA-templated transcription; ethylene-activated signaling pathway
Molecular function (GO): DNA binding; DNA-binding transcription factor activity
Source: RefSeq, a predicted model, not a curated record
AGUAUCUUCUAUAUUAACCUUUAUGUAAUAUCCCAUCGACUGAUAUUUAAAUACACAUGCAUUUUCCCCAAUAAGAGAAGUUUAAUAAACAUUCUCUGAUUCUCAUGUUACACAUGUUUUCAUUUUUAAACCCUAAAACAUUGAGCCGUACUAAUCGUACAAACAUGGCAGUGUAUAAUUACUUCUAAAUACAAUUAUAAACCAAUGACAGUACGUUAAAAACAAAUAAAUUAAGAUCAAAAACAAAACAAAACAAAAAACAAACUUCACGUAUAUUCUUGAAGGUCUAUGUUCACACACGUAGAAAGACUUCCUCGAUAAAAAGCCUCAGAAUAUUGCAUUCCCCAAAAAGCGUUGACUCUAUCUUUUGCCAUUUACUUCAAUCUAAUCUCUUCUCUUUAUCGCCUCUUUGUUCUUGAUGUCCAAAGAUAAAAUGAACAACCCCUAAACUCUAAACACAUAUCGGGUUUCUAUCUUCUAAAAAGAAGAUUAUAUUUUCACUAAAAUCAGCAAAAGUGGAUCCUCGAGUCUAUGGGAAGAUGCCCUUUGGAGGCGAUGAACCUGAAGCAAAGGAAGAAGACGAGGAAGAUGAGAACUUGUUCCCUGCCUUCUCAGCUAGAUCUCAACACGACAGGCGUGUUAUGGUCUUGGCUUUGACUCAAGUAAUCGGAAACCAACAGAGCAACUCUCACGAUAGUCCUGUGUAUAAUCCACAAGACCUUAGUAAGCCAGUUGCUCCAUCUCAUCAAGAUCAAGGAAACUCGAUGGGGAGGAGACAUUAUAGAGGCGUAAGGCAAAGGCCAUGGGGAAAAUGGGCAGCUGAAAUACGAGAUCCACAAAAGGCUGCACGUGUGUGGCUUGGGACAUUUGAAACCGCUGAAUCCGCAGCCUUAGCUUAUGAUGAAGCUGCUCUUAAGUUCAAAGGAAGCAAAGCUAAACUCAAUUUCCCGGAGAGGGUUAAUGAUAUCAGUAAUGAUCAGCUAUCAAACUCUACCUAUUACUCCUCCAAUCAAAUCGAGCCGAAAAAUAUACCAUACUAUAACCAAUAUUAUCAAGAUGGGAAUAAUACUGAUAUGCUAAGGUUUAGUUUAACAACUAGUACUACUGCCGCAACAACUUCUUCGUCUUCUGGUGGCUUUUCUAGGCCACAAGAAGAGCAAGAUUAUGCCAGAUUUUGGCGGUUCGGGGAUUCUUCUUCCUCUUCUAAAUCGGGUUUGUGAGAUGAUAUAUAUGUAAGACAUUUGGGUUGCUUGUGAUGAAGAGAUGAUAUGUUCCUUGAAUGUUUCUGAUGUUUUGUCUCUUAUUUUAUAGUUCGUUAAGGUUA